Molecule: messenger RNA, 375 nt
Organism: Triticum dicoccoides
Lineage: Eukaryota; Viridiplantae; Streptophyta; Magnoliopsida; Poales; Poaceae
Product: auxin-responsive protein SAUR71-like
Exons: 2
Coding region: 1-375 (124 amino acids)
Biological process (GO): response to auxin
Source: RefSeq, a predicted model, not a curated record
AUGGAUGCCCGCUACGUGCCGCCGCUAGCCUACACGACGAGCUCCGUGGCGGGAGGGGCGGUCGACUCCUCCUCCGCGGCCGCCGCCAUGGCAUACCGGCAGCUCCGCGCGCCGAAGCAGGCAUCCACGACCGGCGGCGCCAAGGUGCCGCAGGGGCACGUGCCGGUCUGCGUCGGCGAGGAGGGCGGGCCCGUGGAACGGUUCGCCGUGCGCGCGGACCUGCUGGGCCGGCCGGCCUUCGCGGCGCUGCUCCUGUGCGCCGCCCAUGAGUACGGGUACGGCCACCCCGGCGCGCUCCGCAUCCCCUGCCCCGUCGCCGACUUCCGCGGCCUCCUCGUCCGCCUCUCCGACUUCCCCUACGCCGACGAGUGCUAG